AUGGCUGUGUUUACCGGCAUCACGUGCCUGAUGAUCGCCUCCAAGCUGGAGGAGAUCUACCCGCCGAAGGUGGCCGACUUCGCGUAUGUCACCGACGGCGCCUGCACGUCCGAGGACAUUCAGGACAAGGAGCUGGUCAUCAUGAAGAUUUUGAAUUGGUCUUUAUCACCAAUUACUCCACAGCAUUGGCUGGGAACAUAUUUACAGCUUACAAAUAUGGAAGAGAACAGAUUUGGCGAGGCUGUGACGGCUGAGGAGUUCACGUGCGCACAGUUCUCGAGCCUGCAGUUCGUGCAGGUGUGCCAGCUGCUGGACCUGGCCGUCAUGGACGUGGGCUCGCUGGCCUUCAACUACGGCGUACUGGCUGCGUCGGCCUUCUUCCACUUCACCAGGAACAGGGAGCUGACCGUGCGGAUAUCAGGCUAG
Messenger RNA from Pollicipes pollicipes, 426 nucleotides. Its product is annotated as G1/S-specific cyclin-E1. NCBI's taxonomy places the organism in Eukaryota, Metazoa, Arthropoda, Thecostraca, Pollicipedomorpha, Pollicipedidae. The coding region runs from base 1 to 426 and encodes 141 amino acids. The record is from RefSeq and is a predicted model, not a curated record. The transcript is spliced from 5 exons.